Molecule: messenger RNA, 16689 nt
Organism: Ooceraea biroi (clonal raider ant)
Lineage: Eukaryota; Metazoa; Arthropoda; Insecta; Hymenoptera; Formicidae
Gene: mam
Product: neurogenic protein mastermind
Biological process (GO): Notch signaling pathway; positive regulation of transcription by RNA polymerase II
Cellular component (GO): nuclear speck
Molecular function (GO): transcription coactivator activity
Source: RefSeq, a predicted model, not a curated record
UUACCUCUUUAUUAUAUUAGUAUGAUUUAUUUUUUUUAUAAUAAAAGGUGAUUUUUCUUUAAAAAAGCACUGAAAUAAUUUGCACACCUUAGAACGAUCUUUUUACAACAAUUUGGAAUGAUGCAGCACGAGUAUCUCGAGUCGCUCAAAGCAAGCGAGAUAAUUAACUCCUGAAAACGAAUAAUAGAUCAUUUGCAUGGACCGAUAUUUGACAGUCUUGGAAGAUUAUUCCACGACAAGAAGGCACAUAACAUGCGCGUAUCUUGGUAACAUUCUUGGAUGUGUGCGUUAUGAUCUGUCGUGCGCACUACGCGACGUUAUGCAUGCAAAAUUGGAAUUGUUUCCUGCGAUUAAAUUACAUGAGGCGCCGUAACAGUUUAACCCGUGAUUUCUUAAACGUCACGUACGGUGAUCACGUCGCGGCGACUUGACGCGAUUAUCUUCGCGUUGUAAACGAUAUUUCUUCGAGGCAAUCGAACGGUUCACAUUUCGAUUAAAUGAAAUGUGAGAUAAACGUAUAGCCUUGUAACACUAAAGAUCAUCUAAUUUGGAGUUUUAUCUGUUUGACAGAAAAUUCCCCCCUUCCUCUUUCUCGACGUUCUCGCGACUGCGAAGAUUUCUGUACGCGACUAAAGCACGGUUGCGGGUGCGACCGAGUCGUUGAAGUGACGAGUAUAUGCCGUCGGUCCGUGCGACAGUAUCAGUCGGCAGAUUGAGACACUGACAGAGCGCAAGCGCGACUGCACUUUCGCCCCAUUUUCACCCCGUGGGGGAUGAACAUCGCGCCGACGAGAUCGAGCCGCGAGACCGCGGAAGAAAGGAAACGCGAGACAACGGCGUCACUUUCUUCUAUCCUCUUGUCGGUGUUUCUUCCCUGUUUCCCACGAAACUGCGAAAUCUCCGACGCACCUGUUUAGUUAUCAUUUUAUGUUUCCGUUGUUUCAUCUAUCUCUCCUUUUUCGUGGACGACAUGACGACGCGUCGACGAAUUUUCUCUUGAGUUUCUUUUCUUUUUUCAAAGGCUCUAUUCAUCACCGAAGCAUUAUGAACGCAAUUCCAUCUGUUUAUAUAAUUAGGAACUGACGAUCGAUCGUUUUAUUACUCUGACGAAAUUUUGUAUGGAAUGAGACGUUGGUGUCGUCGGUCGAAUCUGUUUCAUCGAAUCGCUGAUUAUGUAUGGAACAAAUCCAGGAAUCUGGCAAUGCGACAAACAGAGCGGAAAGACGAGCGAAAGAAAUCAUGAGAAGAAGGCAGAACGAAAAGGAAAAAGGCGAAUGGAAUGAUCUCACAAAUCAGCGAGAAACGGCAUCGACAUCUCGAUCACCCGCCUUCGUCCCUUCUCUCGUUUGCGACUUGUUCCUUCUUUUUGUCUUCUCUCGGGUAUUCUUUCCGUUACAUGCACGUACAAGCUAACCGGAAACAGGACGGAAAAUAUCGCGCGUAAAAAAUGAGAGAACUGCGAGUAACAGUGCCUCUCGCUAUCUUCGCCGCCUCGCUCGUCGCUACCGACAGUUUCGUUGGUUUCGUUGGUUCCAACAGAAGAGGAGGCACUCCGAUCCGAAAAAUAUGCUCGAUGGAGCAUACACCAGCCGGAAGUAACGCACGAAGCUUGGUCCGCUAUGAAAAUUGCAUUUGUGUCCCGCGGACGUUUUAUCCCUCGGUCUGCGACCGAGGCAAAAAUCCGCGCCGAACUUUCGAUAACGGGCUGACAGAUCCAACAGGGAGAGAGAGAGUGUGUGUACUCGUCGCGUUGGACAGGAAGGAACGUGAUCCAAUCAGGUUUUUGACGUUUCCAUUGACUUUACGUACACAGACUCGGGAGCGAAGCUACCGCUAGCUGUUCCAUUGCGCAGCGGCGAUGUUAUUCUACCCCCCACGUUGUACCACAUGUAACAGAUUAAAUUAUAUUAAAAAUGGAGCGAAAGUUUCUGUAUUUUGUUUUAUUCGCAUUGAAUAAUUUAUUCCGUCCGCGUUUAAUCUUACAACGCUGUUUUUCACAAUUUUGAUGUCAUAUCGCACGUAAACAUCCGUCAAUUGUCUUUCGCGCAUUUUUGUUAACGGCGAGGAACAUACUUCCUCGCAUGCCAUAUUUUUCUCGGGCUUUACCGGGAGCACAGCGCGGCGCACAUUUUUACUUAUCUUUAUUACGGCUACGAAUCGGCUUCGUAUUUUUACAGUUGGCCUUCAAGUCGUUCGCGGCUCGUAUAUCUGUAACGUAAACGUCGAUAGCCGGAGCCAGCGGCGUCAUCGUAAACGUUUACAAUCGACCUUCGAUCGUAUACCCUGGCUCGUUUACUUCGCGGCCGCUGUUCGGCACGUACGCGCGGGAUGCCUCGAGGAGGAAAACAGUCGACGGAGUAGCAACGAAGAUAAUCGGUUGCCGCUUUGUAUCUCGCGAUGCAACGAAGAGGCUGCACGAGGACUCCGCUUCCUUUCUCUCCCUCUUCUCCAAGCGCAUUCGCCUCCAUCGCCUGAGGAUUCAACGAAAGCCGAUGUGAUGUCAUUUCUUAUCUCGAGAGAUCAUCUUACGUUAACAGAGUUACAUUACGUGGUCGUUACGUUUGUUCACGUAUACGUUGACACGAUUUUCGGUGCUACGUCGUUCUCCCGCUGGACAAACGACGCUCCUGUUACGUGGAUCCGCAUCAGCUCAUUUCGAAAGUAACCGCAACCUCGGUUUCGAAAUGUCACGAAUCUUUUAAUCGGUCGCAGUUGUAAACUGCGCUGCCGCACUUUAAUGAUAAUAAGAUUUCGUUUGCAAAUACACUUAGAAAAGUAAACGUAUAAAAGGAACUCAAAUAGGAUUCUCGAAUUCUCAAUACCAGCUGAAUGAAAAGGAGAGAACGUUCAACGGCGUAGGUAGCGUCAUUUAUUGUGAGAGAUCGCCUUUAUGGCGCCACGUUAGACUUUUAAUUAAAAGCCUCGGCGUCCUGCGCUGUCCCGGUAUUAUCGUCACGUUCCUGUGGGUCGUUUGCGUGCCAUCCACCAAUUUUACUUCUCAUUUACAGAAUGUACCGGGCGUCCGCGAUCGCGAGUAACAUCUGCAUCGCAAUUAGCCGCCCGUCAUUCAGUGGACUUUUCCAUUCUGCGUGGUGUGCGUCUCGCCAUCUAAUUAUCUAUCGACAAAUAAUCGCCUUCCUAUCGAUUACAUUAGCAUCAAAGAUUCGCGGUUAAUUGCGCGUAUUGCACGAUCAAAAGUUCCGCAUGUAUAUGUAUAUACGUGUGGAUUAAGCACGAAGAAACGCCUGACCAAAAUUUUAUCGGUCGAUUUUUCGCCUUGAAGUCUGAUUGCUCCUUGGAUCAUUGCAAUCGUAUUCUCAUGCAAUGAAACGUUAUAGUGCGCACUCGACGCACUCGACAUACGUGCGCCGAUCAUAUCGAAUUGGAUGAGAACCACUGGGAUGGAUUUGUAGUAACUGCAAGCGGAGCGAUACAGAUGCGUCGUCGUCGUCGCGUUCGCUCGGCCGCUCGCUUGCGCCCCAGCGCGCCCGCUUCCGCGCCUGAUCCUCAUUGAAUCUCGACGCAACUGCGAAGCACCGUGAUGACGCAACGACGGCCAAGUGGAGGAGGAGAAGGAGAUCGUGCAAGUAUACGAGCGACGUGUCGCGCGAUUGCGCCUGUGUGAAAAGCUCCGUACGGGAGACCUUUAAGUCGCUCUUGCGACUGUGCCGCUUUCCGCGAAUUGUUUCGUUUUCUUCAACUCGAUUGCUUUAAGAAUGCAUUUGAAGAUAAUUUCGCGUUAGGAACUGAUCGGGCGUAUUUCUUCGAAAUAAUUACAUCAUAAUAUCAUUGUGAUAAUAUUGAAUUAGCGUAGUUGUUUGAUAUUAUCCUAAUGAAAAAUCCAAAUGCGAUAGAAAGGAAUAGAUGUAACAACGAUCUCUGCGCUCGCACACUUAUCUCUAAACACCUACCGAAAAAAAGCCGUUAUCUCGUGGUACCGCAAGAAAAUUAUUGCAAUUAGAAGCACGCCUGAGCGAUGCGAGGAAUUACGCUGUAACGAUAAUUCGCGCGAUUAAAACGGCGUUCUGCUGUGUACGGCAUCAUACACCGACUAUGUUUCGCAGCGUGUACUAUCGGAGCGAUAUACACCGGUCGUACGCAGUUACGGUACACCCACAGUAGUUAGAGCGAGGAGCGGGUUGGAGGGACAGGGAGAAGGAACUAAGGUUCGUUCUAGAAGCCGCAGAGUCGGGUGGCAUCGGGCGGCGUACGCGGCGUCGGUGGCGACGGCGAAACGACGGUGGAGGAGCGGCCUCUCGGGCACCGAGUCGAAGCGAGUCAGGCACGGUGCAGAGUCGCGAUCGCAUCACCAAAGAAUAGUGCUUUGCCGGGUCGGAGAGGACGAGAAAGAAAGAGAGAGAGAGAGAGAGAGGGCGGAAUAAAGCGAAGCCGACCGAACGUGGCCGACGCGCCGCCGCCGCGCGUGCCUCUCGACGAGAGGGACCAAGCCUCCCGGCGGUCGCGACGCACGUAGUCAGUGGCUGACGACUACUCGGAGCGUCAGGUUCUCCAUAUUGGGGGGACGUCGUCGCUUCGCGUCUCCUGGCGAGCCACGUGCGCAGCGUGACAGCUCGUCGUCGUUGUGUUGUCGUCGUCGUCGACGUCAUUGUUGUUGUUAUUGUUGUUGUUGUUGGUAUCGUCGUCAGUGCGGCGACAACACGAGCGGGAAAACAUUCUCGGCGCGGCGAGAGACGCGAUUCGUCCCGCUGUAACAACUGUAGCUCGACGGGUUCGCGCGUGCUUCUUACAAGAUCGAUCUCCCGUGUCUCAAUCGAUGAUCACCCGCGUCAAGCGGAAGAGGUAGUUGUGAGAUGCAGCGUGAUAAGCGAUACAUCGAUUAGCGACUGUCGAUUUUAACGGCUCACAAUGGAUGCUCGAGAACGCGUUGAGACACACACACAUCCAGUAAAGCGAUGAAUAGAAUGGUCAUAAUGAACUGAAUUGGAGCACUACAUGAAAUUAGACUCCCGAAACUCUAAUGAUACACAAAUGGUUAUGGUCAAAAAAAUGAAACAACGCAUCAGCUUUUUAAAUGUUAUUAAGUACAAAUAAAAGCGAGACAUUUUUUGUGCGAUUAGAUCCACAGACGUAUUAAAAUAUAUAAUAUUAUCAAUUUAUCGCAGUAACUUUGGUUACAUAUUCUGACCGCUUAUCAUGAAACGAGUCUUUCGUUAGCAACUCUUAUCGGACUAGGAGAGAACAAGCUGAUUGUACAGCGUAAAUAUUACGAAUACAGAAAUCUCCCGAUCAUAGAAAUCGAUUUAUCAUGCAAACGAAUUAUGAUGCACUAUAGCCGAGAUAGCACCGCUGUGACUCGCGUGAUGUGCUCGGUUGGCAUACCGCUAUAAGCUUCGAAGAUGAUGUUCGCACGACCAUACAGUCUCAAGUAACGAAAGUGAAACUUUAAAGUAGCAAGAAUGCAACGCAGACGCAAGUUACACACGUGAAAAAAGAAAGAAGAGAAAAAGAAAGAAAACAAGACAAAAGGGGUAGAAAAGGGAGGAAAAAGGCACUUUUGGAUAUACGGAAGGACGGAAAAACGCAGCGAUCGAACAACGAAACGAAGACGAAAGACAAGCAAAACAAAAGAUAAAGAGGAAAGAAGAAAGAGAAGCCGAGAGACGAGAAAGGAAAGAGUAACGGCGGAUCGAGGGAAGAGAGCGGAAACGCGCAGAGGGAGAGAUAGAGAUUUCUGGGCACGCGCACUCCACCUGCUAGCGUGUAGUGGCACGCGCCAUACUCACCUCACCUCCUCCCUGCCACCCUCGUCGUCACUCACGCUGCUGCUACCGCCGCCACCGCUUCCACCUCAGUACUCUCCCAUCCACCCUCCCAAUCCGUCCUCUCUGUCUCGCGCGCGCCCUCCCGGCCCUACCGUAGCGGCCGUCGCUUCUCUUGCCCUCCCCUCCCGCGAAAAUCCCCUCCCGUGUUCCUCUCUCACGCGUGCCGCGGCCACGAAGAGACCGGGACGCGCGGGAGUCAAUCGCUCGCGGUCUUCGACAGGACGAGCACCCAAGGUUCUUGCGAGCCUUUCGUCCUUUCGGUGUAAUUUCUCAUUGAAUCAAAUUUGAAUCAAGUUUUAUCUUCUCCCUCUUUCCCUCGAAGUUUCCCUCGGGCGUACGUGCUUAUCGCGCCGGCGAUUUCAGCGAAUGGACAUUCACCUUUUUUUUCCUCGCGUUAAACUUUCACAUCCUUGCCGGGUAGUUGGACAAAAUGUGACACCUCGCACGUACACGUCAUUGACCGAGAAUCAGAAAAAGAGGACAGAAAAACUAUUACGAGAUCAAUCACGUGAACAACGACGUUAACAAUCUCGAUCCCUUGCGCCGGCUUUCAUGCCGUGAUCAGACGCGGGAUGAACGAGUGCGUGAGUGUCUUGGCGGAUCCGUUGAUUCUGUCGUUCGUAGUGCCGGCGUUUCGUUUUGUUUAAAGCGACGCAGCGAAUAUCCGCUCGCGCUCGUUGGCGUCCGAAGGGUGGUAGGACCGCACAGCGACGCCGAACGACGAGAGUCGUCAGCCAAUGUUCGCGUAUGAAAGAAUCCGGUUGCCUGCCCCCGUCUCAUCCUCCUGCUGUGCGUCUGCUGCGAGGGGGGUGGCGCGCGCGAUUCCGGUACUGUAAGCCGAGUGAGCAAAGGGGCAACGGAGAAGACGACGACGACGAGGACGAGGACGACGACGUUACGACGUUAUAACGAGGAGACGCCGUACAGCUGGGACGUGCGACGAGGACAGGCACGAGGAAGCAAGGAACGAGAGAACGAUCGACGAGGAAGACGACGUUUUAGAGGACGAGCGGCAGGAAGGAAGAGGCGUGCAAGAAGAAGGCAGGAAAUGGAAAAGAGCGGAGCGCGAUAGAAGGGGAAGCGACGCGUGCUUAACGCGUCGUUGUGCCUUCCAUCGCGAGACGAGAAUAGUCCUCGCGAGAGCAGGAAGGCGCGAAUACGCACAGCCGGCGGAAUAUCGACGAGCAAAAACGUCGACGGUGGGAAUACAAUUCGGCGAGAGCGACGAUAUAACAGUUUCCGUUUUCGUGCGGCACGCGUAAGCGGACGGUGGCUGAAAUCGCGCAAAUCCUCCCGGCUUGAACGUGCCGCGCAGCUCGUUGGCGAGUGCAUUCCUUCGCUCGUUCGAUACCAGCAGUGACAGCGGUGUGGCUUUCCCCACCCCAGCGAGCAGCCCGAGCGAGUCGAGAUCGCGCGAGUGAUCAGCUGUUCGCUCGUCGGAGCGUGCGAGUCGCGUCGCGCCGACUACCACGGCGACGACGGUCGUCGCGUGAGAAGUCCACGCGGGACGACGUAUUUCGGUGACGUCGCGGCGCGUAUUCCGCGUCGGCGUUCGGAAAACCACCUGUUGACGAUUUACGGGGGGAAAAUCGAAGCGCGCGUGGUCGCCGUCCGCGAUUUCGUAGUGCGUGCUUGUCUGUUCUCGCGCACGUCGGUCAUCGAGGGAUCGACUGCGGACGGAAGUGUCUCGUGCAUCGUUCGCGUCAUGUGCGAUACGACGCAAUAGCGCAUGAGUACUGAUAAGAGAAACGCGUCUCGUUGAUUUCUCCAAUUAAGCAAACAGAGAUUAUAACUUUAGACUAUGUUCGCAAAGUGUGAAUCUGUCGCGGAAAACCCUUUGUGACUGUCUUUCCUUCUCUCUCUCUCUCUCUCUCUCUCUCUCUCUCUGUCUCUGUCUCCCCUCUCCCCCUCCUCUCUCUCGCGAAAAGGCCGCGAAACUACGUCGCACGCUGUCGAGACGCCGUAAACAGCCGCAUUGCUUCGACUGCGUUUUUCGCGGUCGAUGCGCGUUAUCAGCGAUACGUAUCUGUCGCUGUCUGGUUCGCCGCCGACUGUGAGAAUCCGGUGAGUUCAGAGGUCAGGUAAUAGCGGCCGAUACCGCGACAGCGUGUGAAACCACGUCUAAACAAGUGUCACGCUCUCUCGUAAGGGAAAGAGGAUCGGUAACUCGAACGACUCGAGCCGGGUGCAACGAGAAGGAAUCUCUCAAACUGUGCGAAAGACAGACGCGCGACGACAUCGAUACGCUGGUGCGUCGACGGUGAUGAUAGCUAGUCAAAUUGUUAGAAGGGCAUUAUAUUUCACGAACGAUCGAUACCACGGAGAUCGGCACGUACCGAGAACGUGAACAAAGUAUACAAAGGGAUUGAGUGACGUUUAGGACAACGGCGGAAGCACGAACGAAUUAAGCGAAGACUCUUGAAUGCAGUUUGUCGCGCUUUUUCCGGUUCGAGUGGCGUUUAACUGUCAUUCGAUGCCAUCGAGGUAACGGUAUAAUCGAAUCAAACGCGCGAUCGCGUUCGAAGCGGACAAGUGUGUCGGGCACGUUCGUUGAACGUACGUUGUCAUUCGCUAAUGAUCGAACGACAUUGAGUCUUUAAUAACUAUUCACGGUUCGUGAUUACUCGGGAGCGUUAACGACAUCGGCGGAUUAGAGGACAAUCCGGCAAAGGAGCAAGCAACCAGGAAGGAACAGUAUUACGGGACAAAGUGAUAUAAAAAAUGACACUUAAGUUUUAUUAAUAUUUACGUGGUGAGAAAGUUACUUGGACGAGCGUUUCGAAGACAGUUUAUUGCAUUUAUAUAACGCAUAGAAGAAAAAACCUGGAAGGGCAUGGUGGGCCCCCCUCAGCCGGGGCCUCAGGCCCGGGUGGCCUCUCUAUGAAAUGAUAUCUUCCUUCUGUCACGUCGUUUGUGCCACAUUAGACUACCUGGAAUGAUGCAGCAGAAAUUUCUCAAGAGGACGGCCGAGGAGUUGGAGCCAGCCGGUAGUGCUAGUAACGAUGGUGGAUUCGGUGAACCGCCAGUCAAGCUGCAAUGUACGCAGCCGCAGCAUCAGCACCAGCAAGGUCCGGGUGGCGGUGCUGGUGGCGGACCCCAUCACGGUCACGGUCAGCAUCAACCAGGGAAUGGCGCAAAUUCAACGGGUCCCACGACGGGCGGUGGUGCUGGUGGUGCCGCCGGCGCUGGAAACGAAGGUCUGACCAAGUUCCAAGUGGAGAUUGUCCAGCAAUUGGAAUUCACGACCUCGGCGGCAAAUAACUCGCAAGCACAAGCGAUCUCCACAAAUGUGACAGUGAAAGCACUGACAAAUGCGUCGGUGAAAAGCGAUCUUCUAAACGCAUCCGCGUCGCCAAAGCCUGGUGCGGACACACCAGCGUCCGCUGCGUCUAGAAUGCAACCGGGGAACGGCAGCGGUCCAGGUGGACCUGGUGGUCCCGGUGCUGGUGGCGGUACCGGGCCAGGCGGUGGCAAUGCCGCUGGUGGUGGCGGCGGAAUUGGUUGUGUCGAUAUUGGUAACCUAGUAGAGUGCAAGCAAGAACCUGAUACCGAGUUUGUGGACUUGGAACAGUGCGCCGCUGCGUUGGAAAAGGACGCUGCGGCGAACGGCGCUGCCAGCUUCCAAACUGGCUUUACCGAUUCGUUUAUAAACGAUGACACCGGCGACGAGAUCAUCGCGUCCGAUGCAUUCAAGGAUCUUAUUUCCGAAAUCUCGGACUUCCAUCCGGAGUUUAUGAAGGAAUUCGACUUUGAGGACAAGAGCGUUGACACGCUGGCGAACAAUGCGGUAGCUGUGGCGGCGGCUGCCGCUGCAGUUGCUGCUGCUAAUGGUAACAACAACAGCAGUAAUAAUAACGGCCUGCCGACAACGAACAAUGGCCAGAUCAAGAUCGAGGAUGAUAAGGAUGCGAUCCAUCAGCAACAACAGCAGCAGCAGCAACAACAGCAGCAUGCCAAUGGCGCAAACAAUGGCGUUAACGGCGGCAGCAAUAAUGGCAAUGCGAUGCCAGCAAACUCGAGUCCAGGUGCUCUUGGUUCCGCACAGUACUCGCCCGCGCGACUUCCCUAUUCCGGACUGGACUUCAAAUCCGAGAUCACGGCCGCGAAUCCUGCGGCACAGACGCUCAAACACAUGGCCGAGCAGCAUCAACACAAGAGCCAAUUGGGCCUGGCCGGAUUCAAUCCCUCGCCGGCGGCAACAGCGCGAGGCCCUACCGCGAGGUCUCCAUUUGCCGAGUUCUCUCAAUUUGGUGGCGCAUCUGAUUACCUCGGCAGCCCCGGUAGCGCCGGUCCUACCGGUGGGCAGGCCCAAGCCACAGCCGCGGGAACCGGCACGUAUCACAAGAACAAUGGUACGCCGACCUUCCAGAGCCAGCAGACCAACGAUAUGUUUGUGAGUUCGCAAACUCAAUUCGCUGCGGCGGGCCUGGCGGACAUGAAAAGGCCGCAACCGGCUACUACCGGUGGCAAACCCGGUAUGUUGGGACCUAGUGGUUACAAGCAGCAGUACUCGCCGUACGGCAGUCCGGGCUCGAUGCCGAACCAUGGCAGCCCGGGAUUCCCAUUGCCGCCUAGAGGAACUCAAGGAGGCGGACCAAAUCAGACUGGCGCGCAAGGACCAUUCAACACGACCUCUACGCCGCCGAGACCACCAUCAGGACCCGGUACCUCUACGCUGCAGAUUAAUCAGGCGCAGCAACUGCACAUCGGCAACCAGAUACAGGUGUCCACCGGCCAACACAUGCAGCUGACAGGCGAUCUAAAGCCGGUGGUGUCAGUCGCGGCGCAACAGGGCAUGUACUUCAACCAGCAGCAGACGCAGAAUCAGGCUGGACCCGCCGCCAACCAAACUGACACCUACUGCUCGGUCUCCCAGUCCCAAACCAUCAACUUCACUCAGCAAAGCCUGAGGCAAAGGGCGGCGGCCGCGGCCGCGGCCGCCGGUGGGGUACCGCAAUCUGCUGCCCCGGGCCCGGGAGCACGUGGUCAUCCGCAGCAGGUACCACCAGUCCAGGUCGAUCAGCAUCAGCACGCGAAGCUUCUUCAGCAACAACAACUGAUGCGCGCGCAACAGGUGAUGCAACAGCAACAACAUAUGGCAAGUGGAAUGGGGGGUGGAAGGCCACCGCCACCCGAAUACAAGGCCGCAGCCCAAGCGCAAAUGAUGCACGCCAGUAUAGGGAUGAGCCAGCAAGCGAGAUUCGCGAACGCUGGACCUAUGCGCAGAGUUGCGCAACAGCCUAUGCCGCCAUCGGGUCCGAUGAUGAGGCCACAAAUGGCGCAACAGCAGCAGCAGCAGGCGUUACACGCGGCCGGUGGUAAUAUGUACAUGGGCGGCGGCGGAAUGGCCGCCAUCGGCAGUAUGCAUCAGAUGCACCAGCGGCUAGGCUACCCGAGAACCAACAAUCAACGGCCGCCUAACGUCAGCGUCGGCCCUCCGGAUGGCCUUGGGAACAGCAUCGCGGGUCGCGGCCCUCAGCAGGAGUGGCGACACGGACUGAUGUUGCAACAGCAGGGCUUUCAGAUGCGAUCACAAUUCAACCAACAAGGUCACCAAGGUGGCUUCGGCAUGGGUGGCGCGAGCGGCACGAUGCAAAUGACCGCAGCGCAGAUGCAGCAUCAGCAGUUAAUCCGCACACAGAACGGCGGCAUCGCUGGAUCGGGGAUGGCCAAUAGCACGCAAAUGCAGCAACUGUUGACACAGCAACACCAACAACAGACACUGGCCAUGCAGCAGAACAACAAUCAGAUGUCGUUGCAGAUGCAGAUGUCACAGACAACCUCCGUGAAUUCAGUCAACGUCGCCGGAACCGGUUCCCCAUUGCAUCCUCAUCAGCAGUACGGCACCGGUAGCCCGGGAGUGCGCAGUCUACCACCGCCGCAGCAACACGCUCAGCCACCACCGGCCACCGCUACAGACCCGUCCGUGGCAGCCGCCGAUUUCAGCCUCGAAUUCCUAGAGAACCUACCUACGGGAGACACGUCGAAUUUCAGCGCUCAGGAGUUACUUAAUUCUCUCGACUCUACGGCCGGUUUCAAUCUCGACAAUAUUCUAUAAUGGGGCCACGCCUGCCGCAUUGGUCGGUCCGGAUGUUGGUGCACGAUAUGCGAGUGAACUCGAUCGUUUCGAAACUGCGUACUUGGCGUGACGGUAUCGGCGAGUCGCAUCUCGUCGUUUAUUCGUGCGUCAAUCUGCACUCUUACGCUUUAUCACGCAAUGGAAAUAUCUCUCCUACUCGAUUUCACAAUUAUACAAUAAAUUAAUUUACGAAAAUGUUUUUUUCUUUUAAAUAUAAAUUAUUAACUGUGUUAAUUUAACAUCUAAUCUUUUUGGCAUUUCAAGAUACAAAGACAUUUAAGUGAUUUCAGUGGAUUCAGAUGUUUUUCGAGUCUAAAACGGUAUGAUAUGAUGUACAUAAAUAGUCAACAAUCCAGUAAGAGAAAACUAAAAUUGAAACGAAAGAGUUAGUGCGGAUUGGCCACGUAUGCGAUGCCGUUCAUCGCGCGAGUACUCCGUUACGCUUAGAUGGCUGACUGACCAAAUUACCCACCGGCGCGACGGCGUUUCAGAGAAUCGGCCGCAGCGCAUCCUCGGUCGCUGCGCUCUUUCGCGACCGCCAACUGUUCUUCUAGGCAAUCACAUUCUAGUAAAAUUUAAUUUUAUAAUAAUAACUGCGUCGAUGCGAGGGAAAGCUAGCCCACUAGCUAGGGAGACGUGGGAUAUCAAGAGGUACGUGGAAAUCGUUCCAUCAUUCGUUUUCCUAUUCGGCGACAAUCGCGCACUUGGAGAAAAGAGAAAGAAAAGAUACGCGAGGGAACCGCGAUUCCUAUUUUUUCAAGUUCGCCCGCGACUGGCUGCUAUCGAGAACGAUCGAUGAGUCUCCUCCGAGUGCUCGAGUCGACGACACCUACGGUGACCUCGACGGGCACUCCACGGGACGAUUCUCCUCUCUCCUGAUCUCUCACGUCGAGUUCUGCGCGAUUAGAUAGAGAAACUGACACGAGGCAAGGACGAAUUAGGAUUCACCUAGACUAUGAAAACCUAUUCGGCUGUAAAGGAUUCGUUACCUUGCGCCGGCUCGUACAAACGGUUCAGAUUUCUGGACACGCGAGCUCGGCCGGGCGUUAAUUAUUUCACCUUAUAAGGAUAAUAAUGUAAUAGUUAACGGUUAGAGAGUAGCGUAUUUAAUUAUACCGUUAAUGCCGUGUAUAUAUAUAUACAAUUAACAGCAAGUCAAUUAUGGAACAUUCAACUUUGAAUUCGCGCGGCGCGACGCGAGGUCGCGCCGCCUCUCCGAAUUCGAUCGAUCCUGGGAGAUUCUUACGUACGAGAGGAGGAAGGCUGCUUCUUGAGAAAAGUGAAAGAAGCUUCCUAAGCUGCAUCGCUAGCGUUACACGCGAGAUAAGAGAAAAUCUUUUCAUUGUAUAUAGUUAUUGAAAAUUAGAAAAAUUUUAGGCAUUAAGAUCGCACAGUUUAGCGGAGUACAGAUAUAAGGAAACUUAUGAUAUAGAUAAAAAUUACGAUAAUGAUAAUAGUGAUUAAUGACGACGACCGUAAUACGGCGAUGCAAGUGGAGAAACGCGUGCAAGGGAAAAUCAUGCGAGAUUGCGAGAGGGAGAGUGAGCGUGGUGAAAGGUGUGAAACGGAUCAGCGAUAGAGCACAUUUGUCCGAUCGAUGAGUAUAUUUAUUAAGUUUUAAUCCCGAAUGUGCUGUGUCGCGCCACGUCGAAGUUGUACACGAAUUUAAUCACGGUGGGGUAGAUUCCGUUUUCGAUGCGGCGAAUUACUCGUAUUUUCGGAAAAGCAAUCUUUCUCAGAGAAUUGCGCGGAGUGUAUCGUCCAAGAGUACUUCAACUGUUUUUUUUUUUGUUUUUUUAGAUCUGUCAAAAGAUAAUUGUGCUUUCUUUCGGAUUUUUGAGGAAGUCGUGAACGAAAUCGAUCGUUUGUAUGCAGAAUCGUUUAAAUUAUACGUAGUUCGAUGCUACAAGAAAAGGAAUCUGCGACUAUUCUUCCAAAUAGCGAUACAUUCCAUAGAUAACAAAAGGGGUAGCGAUCUGUGGUUCGUCUAAUCAAAAGUACCGUGUUUUUAAAAGGAAAAAAAUUCAGAAAAGAGAGAGAAUAUGUUAAUGUUCAUGUAAUAUAAGAGGAGUAGUUAACGAAUGCCGUGCUUACGCAGCAAGCACAUCCUCGACCGUUCGCCGAAAGUGUGCACGAGGACUUCCGAUCGGAUUUGAUCGCUUAUCGUGAUUCUCCGCUGGAAGUCAGCGGGUCCCGCGCCAAGUGGAUUAGCAAAUAAUAAUAUUAAUAAUAAUCAUUUUUUAAAUUCUCAUUCGGGCGGAGUGACGCUAUCGUCUUAUAAAAUAUUGGGGCCACAAAACACAUAAUCUAAAACAAGAGAGGUAACGGAGGGAACAGCUCUGAUUCUCUCGCGUCAAUGUCUUUGUAAAACGAGAAGAUCGACGAAAAUCGCCAUUUCAUGUUUCUUUGUCGUUUUGUACGUUUCGCAAGAGAGAGUGAGAGAGAGAGAGAGAGAGAGAGGGGAGGGUGAAGAGAGAAAAAAACACGGAUAGGCGGAACUGCGCGUGUCGUAGAAAGAGCAUCAGGGACCAACCAAGAGAGCAAAGAGUGCGUGAUGUCAAUUGUCAUUGUGGAUCGUUGCCUCUCUUCUCGAACCGAUGUCGGGGAUGUCGAUAGCAGUGCCUAAAACGAAAAGAAGAAAAAGAAAGAACCUUGCCCGAGUUUGUUAACCGAGUUAGAAAAUUGGCUGCGACGCCAACGUGUGUACUCAAGGAAAUCUUGACGGGAAAUCUUGCACGUACGCACAAGCCACAUCGCGACGGCGCAUCGUUCAUGAGACCUCGAUUUUUACACUGUCGACAGUCGAUCGUGAAGAGAACACGACAACUGAGGCGAGGGUUGCGACGUAUUAGUUUCUCGUGGGCGAAACGAGGGUUGGUUUGGGGGAGGGGAGGGGAGGGGGGCGGGGCGCAUAUACAUUUAUCUCGUAUAUAUAAUUAUUUAUAAAAACGUAAACCUACAGAUACUUAUAAAAACAUUAUGACACGGGCAUUUCGUAUAUAUGGACUGAAUUCCAUGUUGAAUUUCGAAUUGUUAUUAAUAAAAGCGUUGAGUUCCUAUAAAGGUAUCUCUUCACUUGGACUUGACUCUUCCAAGAUCUCCGCUUCGUUAGCGAUAUCGUUAUCGUGCUAUCGUGCGUUGUCGUUCAACGGAACAUCGAAUAAUGGCCGAACGAAAUGAACAAUUCGAUUCGUUCGCGUUACGCUGGAAAAUCCAGAGACGAUAAACCAUCCGCGGCUUAUCGCACCGUAUCGAUCCGUCCGAAAAUUAAUGCGCGUCGCUUCGGUUGCCCCCCCCCCCCCCCGCGGGAGUUGUUUGCGAUCGGCGUUUCAACAACACGAGAUUUUCCGCGUCUCCAGUUUUCUCAUGUUUCGUUACUGUUUCAUCUAGAUUUCCGAGUUAUCUCGAUUCGAAUUUUGCAUUUUAGUUUUUAUUCUGAUUUCGCGAGCGCGAAAUGAAGCCGAAGUAAUCGCGCGUCUCCGCUUUUGCGAACUUUCACGAGAGCAAUCUCGAAUCUUGCUUCAUUUUAUUUUCCCUCUUUCAUCCUUGACUUGACAAAUUUGCCGUCCUCGAACGAAGAGCCUGGCUGGCCCCUUGCGCGUUUCCAUCUGUGUUACCGUCCUACACUAGGUCGAAUGGCAGCCUAACGUUACCGCUCGUGGGUGGGCCUCGUGGCAGGGAGGAUCAAUAUCACCCCGUGAGGGAGAGAAAACGAGCAGACCGAGAAUGGGAGCAAAGGGGGUAGAAGCUGGCCGCGAUGAGGGAUAAGGAUUACGAGGGCGGCGACGGUAGCGACGGCGGCGGCGGCAGUGGCGGGGGUGGCGGUGGCGGCGAAGGUAAAGGCGGCAGGGGCGAGUGGGGUGGAGAGUGACGGAAGGGGGCUGAAUCGCGCGUACCCCGAAAAUGUCAAUUCGCUGUUCCGGUUUCUCAUGAAAUUACUAUCGUGAUAAGGGUUGACCCCGUUUGAUUUACAACCCCCAUCUCGACAGCAGCUUCUCACUUCGCAGGCGGCGAAGCUCUAAGUCAAAGAGUGCGUUAAGAUGUUUCGUCGUCAUCAUCGUUAUCAUCAAGCCGGCCGAGUGUCCUCCACUUGUUCAUCCUCUUUUAAUUAUAUUACCCGCACGACGACGCGCGUUAGCAAAUCACGCCGAAUUGAGGGACGUUGAAAAAUCCAGUCUCCGAGAAAUAUCCUUGAAAUACACCGUGAGUUGAUUCUCGUGCGACGAGCUGCCGAGGACGACGGCGGUGACGACGACGGUGGCGGCAGGCAUUUCGCGCGAGCUGCGCUCUCAUCGAUCCAAUGCGCGCAAGCGGAACAACGAUCCACUGGCCGACAUCACACUCUCGUAUGUCUCGUAACAAUGCUCUAGAGUAACACACAACGACGGCCGAGUCGCUCACGAGUAUUUAUCGCGCGAAACACGAUACCGAUUACUAUCGAUCUCUGCGAUAAUAACGAUGCGACGUAUGCGCGGAAUCCCCGAAUGAUAUCGCGAACUUGUUUAAACAAGAGCGUUUAAAAGAAAAUACGAUGCCAAAAUCACAUCGCACUCAAGCUCCGAGAAACGAGGAUGAAUCGCACGAUGAAGAGCUUCGUCGGGUGAAUGCUCAUCUCCUCGAUGAUACCCUUCCCUCUUCCUACGCGAUUUUCUUUGCUCGACGAAAGCAGGACUCGAAGAGAGGAUCCUGUCAAGCGACUGUCGUAGACACACCGAGACACAGUCGGCCGAAAGAAAUUUAGAUAUCAAUUAAUCAGCAUGGAAAAUAUUUAGCGGGAUCAGUAUUUCAUACGCGAAACGGUUUUGAUAUGUAUAAAGAGAAAAAAAA